AUGGACGAGCAAAUGCAGGACGAGUGGGCCGCCAGCCGGAAGAACCGGCUGCCGACGUUCACGGAGGUGCUGAGCAGGAGGACCAGGCCGCCGGUGGAUUUAUUCAUGUUCUAUCUAUUCUUACAGCGUGAGGGGAACGAAGAUAUCCUGGAUUUCUGGCUGGACGUGCAACAGCACGAGAACCUGUGUCGGGCGUAUUUCAAGGACGUGCGCAAGUCGGGCCGUACGAUCAAGGACGACUGGCCGCAAUACUGGGACUAUGCCAGGCGACGCGGCAGUAUCUACGGCACAGUCGUCGGCAUGAACCCGGCGGCGGUGGGCGCCAAGCGGUCUACAGCAUCUACCACAGAGCUGGAGAAAUUGGCGGCGGAGGGCGGUGUGCGUUCGACUUCACCACGCUCGCCCUCGCCCGACCCUCGCCUGGCCCAGAGCACGUCUCCGGCAACCGCCGUGGGCUCUGAGUGGGGACACGAGCAACCUGCACGCUCGACAACACCAUUCUCCCUGUCUCGGCAUACUCCGACUCUCUUCAACCGUCGGGCUUCUCGGGCGCCUACCAUUAUCCCGCGGAGUGCUGCCAUUUCCCGUCUUGACCUCGUCGCCAGCGCGGAACGCAUCUGGCUUCGGUAUCUUUCCCCUGCCGGUGCCGCACCUGGAGACGAAAGCCAUGAGAUCUACCUCCCACCCGCGCUGCGGAUUCACGCAUUCCCUCUCAACUCGCAGCAGGAGAGCCGCAAUGCGAGCGACCAGGCGAUCAUGGCUCAGGUGCCCGACAUGUUCCACGCACAGAAGGAAUACGUCUUCAAGGCGAUGGAGCAAGACGCCUUCCCUCGCUUCUUGCGGGCCAAAGCGUUUGGGAACCUGACGCCCUUGAGUGCGCUCGUGCGACUCAUCCUUGGGCUGGUUAUCCUCUGGAUCGCGCUCGCGGUGGCCUUCUCUCUUGUCUUCCUAGAUGUCCAACCCAAAUCGAAGCGCUUCUUCCUCUUCAUACCGUUCACCUUCGCCAUCCUCUUCCUCAUUUCACACCAAUACGAGUUGGACCCCAUCCUCGUCUUCUUCAUGCAGUCCGAAACAACACCAUUCCGGACGCUCACGAUCAAGGAGCCUUACGUACGCAAGCUCUUGCUUGGUCGCGGCAUAUGGGUCUCCAUACUCGUUGCGGCCUGCGUCGUCGCACUCACUAUGAUCUUCUGGGCGGUACCCGGUCACCACCUAUGA
Messenger RNA from Peniophora sp. CBMAI 1063, 1218 nucleotides. Lineage: Eukaryota; Fungi; Basidiomycota; Agaricomycetes; Russulales; Peniophoraceae. The record is from the annotation of a GenBank genome assembly.